Rotaria sordida is the source of this 1170-nucleotide messenger RNA. The record is from the annotation of a GenBank genome assembly. Lineage: Eukaryota; Metazoa; Rotifera; Eurotatoria; Philodinida; Philodinidae.
AUGAUUCCAAUAACAAAUUCUUCAAUGAAUAAUUUAACUAUUCCAUUAUCUUAUUGUUUUCUUGAUCGUUUAAAUUUUUUUUUCAAUCAUAUUUAUUUAUUAUUACUUACUGUAAUUGGUUCAAUUGGUAAUACAUUUGUUAUUAUUAUUUUUUGUCAACGAGCAUUUCGUACAAAAAUUGGUUCGAUUAAUUCAAAUAUGUCUGUUUAUCCAUUUUUAUUUUAUAUGGCUAUAUCAGAUACAAUGUAUUUAAUUAUAUUAUUUUGUUUAUGGUUAUCAAAUUAUAUUAAUGUUUUACAUCGUCCAGUUAUUUGUCAACUUACAUUAUAUUUAACAUAUGUUUGUAAUUUUAUUAAUGCUUAUUAUACAAUAGCAUUUACUGCUCAACGUUUAUUUGCAGUUAUUAAUCCAUUUCGUGUAUCACAUGUUCUUUCAUGGUAUCGUUCACGAUUUUUAUCAUUAUCAAUAAUAAUAUUUGCUUGUUUAAUAUAUUCAUAUUUACCAUUUUUAAUUGGUAUUGUUAAUGGAAAAUGUUUUUCUCGUCCAGAAUUUCGUUGGAUAAAUAAAUAUAUGGAUAUAAUUGAUAGUAUUAUUGUUUUUCUUAUACCAUAUAUUAUUAUAAUAACAAUGAAUACAAUUAUUCUUAUAUCAUUACGUCGUAUGAAACAUGAUCAACAUGAAUUUCUAUUUCGAACUCAUUCACAUUUAAAUAGACGACGUGAAUUAAUACGUCGUAAUGCAUCACGUAAAAUAACAAAAUUAUUAUUAACUAUUUCAACAUCAUAUUUAAUUAUAUGUGCACCAUAUGCAUCUAUACAUACAUGGCGUUUAUUAAAUAAUCGUCAACAAAAUAAAAAUUCACAAUUAAUUAAACAAUUAGAACAUUAUGCACUUUUUAUAUAUCAUAUAUCAUUUGCAAUGAAUUUUUAUAUUUAUAUUGUGUUGGAUUCAAAAUUUCGUCGUGAAUUAAAACGUUUUUUUAUAAAAUCAAAACAAAAUUUUUAUCAAUGUUCUCGACAAAAGAAAUUUGUUGAAAAUGACAAUCAAUUAGAAUUAGUAGACAAUAAUUCUACAACAACAGUUGGAUAUACAUUUCAAGGAAAUCUACAAAAUGUUAAUCAUAAUCAUAAUCUUAUGAGAAACUCUUGUUGUUGUCAUAUUCAUUUGUAG